Messenger RNA from Carassius auratus (goldfish), 2661 nucleotides. Its product is annotated as dnaJ homolog subfamily C member 18-like. Gene Ontology annotation, biological process: cellular response to misfolded protein. The coding region runs from base 324 to 1538 and encodes 404 amino acids. The record is from RefSeq and is a predicted model, not a curated record. The transcript is spliced from 8 exons. Gene Ontology annotation, cellular component: endoplasmic reticulum membrane. Gene Ontology annotation, molecular function: Hsp70 protein binding. Lineage: Eukaryota; Metazoa; Chordata; Actinopteri; Cypriniformes; Cyprinidae.
CGCGACAUGUGCUUCCGCUUCCGAUUAGCGAUGGAGGUUACAAGCAAUAUUGCAUUUCUGUCUUCCUCGCACAUUUUACAAUGACGAAGCCUAAUAUAGAGGGUCAAACAUGAAUUGUUUUGUUGUUGAAAUUCAUAUUCGACUAUGUCGCGGAGCGGAAGGUAUCUAAAGUCGGAAGUUAAAUUGGGGUUGUAUUAGCAUCACGCAUUAGAUUUAGCUUAAUGUAAACAACACUUCGAGUCAUUUUGACAGUCCAACAGGCUUUGGUUUGAAUAUUUGACUUCUGUUAGUUCUCAUGCGGGUUUGAGGUGUCGUUGUUUGACAUGUCACUGUUUGAGAUGGACAGAGAGGAGUCUGACAGGCUGAUAGAGAAAGCCAAGCUGUGUUUGCGCUCAGGACGCAAAGAGAAAGCCUUGCAGCUGCUGUACGAGGCGCAGAAGAUCCACCCCAGCACACGGGCCAGAGUAUUGAUUGAUGCCAUUGUGAAGAAUGGCAGCACUCCCCCUGAAGAGGAGCACACCUACACUCCUCCACCAGGCUGGAGAAACUCUGAGCACGGCCCGGCUCCACAUCAGCGGCCCAGUACACAAGAGAGAGCAGAGGGGUCCGGUGACGACAAAAAGAGCUUUACGGAGGAGCAGCGGCAAGGAGUGCUCAGGAUAAAGAGAUGCAGAGACUUCUAUGAGAUUCUGGGGGUGCCAAAGGAUGCCAGUGAUGAGGACCUGAAGAAAGCCUAUAGGAAACUGGCGCUACGCUUCCACCCGGAUAAGAACUGUGCCCCUGGAGCGACCGAUGCUUUUAAAGCUAUAGGCAAUGCAUAUGCAGUACUCAGUAACCCAGAGAAAAGGCAGCAGUAUGAUCAGUGUGGGGACCAGGGCCCUGCAGAGACAUCUAGUCAUACUUCAGCACAACCACGUCACGCGUACGGACACCACCGCACCUUCAACAGAGACUUUGAGGCUGACAUCUCUCCAGAGGAGCUCUUUAACAUCUUCUUCGGGGGCAGGUUUCCUACAGGCAACAUCCACGUGUACACCAACCGAGGAGCUUCUUAUGCUCAUUAUUACCAGCCCCGCAGACGCCGAACAUAUGAGAGACGGGAAGAAGAGGUGGAGGAGAGCCACAGUCAGAACAACUUCACAGCUCUCCUGCAGCUGCUGCCGGUGCUGGUGCUCAUUCUGAUAUCUGUAUUCACUCAGCUGAUGGCAACCAACCCUCCCUACAGCCUCUUCUACAAACCGUCCGUGGGGUUGGUGGUGUCCAGAGAAACCCAGCACAUGGGUGUCCCAUACUAUGUGGAUAAGAGUUUUGAGAAGGAAUACCAUGGUGCUGCUCUGGACGAGCUGGAGAAGACUAUUGAGAGCGACUAUAUUGACCACCUACAGAGCAGCUGCUGGAAAGAGAAGCAGCAGAAAUCUGAUCUAGCUAAUCUGGGCCAGCUGUACCGAGACGAGCGGCUGAAGCAGAAGGCAGAGACCAUGAAGCUGGAUCACUGUGAAAAGCUGCACCGCUUCAUGGGCCGACAGAGAGGAGACUGAGGCAGCGUCGCCCUCCAAGACAGCAUGGUCAGCUUAAUCAGAGCGUUUAGAAUUGGUUACAUAUUUCAGUUUACUCGGGUGGGUCACCUUUUUGUGAAGGAGAAAGGAAGAGAUGUGUUAAAGCAGGAACCCAAGCUGAUUUUCUGAAGAGCGUCCAUGAAUGAGCUGAAGUCUGAUGGCCUUUAACUCAUCUGAUUCAGCUGCGAUGCACAACUGUGGGUAACUCGUGCGAGCGCCUGGUAUCUUUUUCCUUACAUUAAGGAGCACCGACUCCAGGCUGGCCGAUAGGAUUAAAGCUAGUGAUUGUUGUUUUAGUCGCAUUUAAGCUUAUUUGUUAAUAGGAAUUUAACUUAUUCAAUAACAUAUUUAAUUUCUGAAUUUGUGCUGUGAAUUAUUCAUCAACAACUUUUAAUAGAAAGCUCCUUUUUUGUUUUUGGAAACAAACGGUUCUCAAAAACAGGGAUAUAAACCACUACAGCUUUUCAAAGCUCUCUAGACAUAGCAAGAAAAAAAAACUUUAUGUACAGUAAAUUAGUUUUUCAGUCCUUUGUUACAGUGGUGUAUGUUUCAGAUAUUAAAAAGGUAUCAGGCAACUGUUUUAGGCUAGGUAAAAAUUCAGUGCACUGACAAAUAAGCUUAAUGCCUAUACCUCUGAAUUAUUAAUUUAUCUUUAGUAUUUGAUUUAUAUUUUGGCACUUUAACUUCUCAUGUAUUGCAUGCAUCCAUCCAUGCAUUCUCCCGCCUUGUUAGUGUCCAAAGGUGUUACUGGCAAGGUUUUAUUUCAAUAAUUAUAACUAGGCAAAUAACCAUUACUGAGCAUCUGUUUUGAACUACAACUAAUGUUUUAACUCUUGUCACUGAACACUAUGUUCUGUAUAUAAUAACAUACUGAUAUUUAGCACAAAUCUGAACCUAAGGGAUGUUUAGAAGUGCUGCAGGAGGCGUCCGAUCGCUCAGGAUUAAAUAGAGAAAGAGUGUCAGAUUUGACGUGGAGAGUUUGUGCCGGUGGUGGUAUUGUAAUCUUGUUUCCACGCAGUAUGCUAAGAGUAACUGCUGGAAGUUUUGUUUGGUUUGAUAUGCGUUUUUUGUGCUACUUAAAUAAAACAAUAAAUCAAACACAGUU